CUCUUCAUUUGCAACGGUCCGAAAUAAUAGUACACACAUUGCUGCCUGUCCUGAUGGACGUGUUGCUCGUGUUGCUCGCGUGCGUGAUCCAGCUCAUCGUCCUCCAGUCUGUCCGCGGGGCGCCCUCACUUCUGCGGCCGAGCGAGCUGCAAGAUGCAGAAGCACCACUCAACGACCCACAAGACCACCAGGUGAGAGCGGCACACAACACACGAGGCGCACCUAUCUGUGCGUCAGGCGAUGUUCUCUCUGCUGGCUGUUGGCAGCAUCGUCGUGUGUCCACGAGCGACGACAAAAGCGAUAAUGGUCCACCGCAGAGCAGCGGCGACCACGGUGGAGGUUAUGAUAGCGGCCAGGACACAUACGACAUCUCAGUUGACGCACGUGUCGAGGCGGCCAAGUCAGGGCCCUCACUGUCAGCCACCAGCCUGCAGUGGGGCGUGAGCGAUGCCGACUGGCGGGACCCCAUCACGAGUCAGUUCUCGGCCGAGUGGUCGGCGAUAGACGUCGACCCCACCAAUUCCACGGGCCUCAAGGCUUGGGGCGUCGACCCCUCCAGCUCUCAGGACGGCCGACCCAACUUUCUGAUCAUACUGAGUGACGACCACAGGUGGGAUGGGAUAGGCAAGGUGCAGCAGCACCUACCUCAAGACAAACGGCUCUUCCCAUUUAUCGUGUAAGGACGGACCGAGACGACAGCAGAGGGAGCCAGGGACGGACAAUUGGAUGGAUCUCUUUGGAUGUGUGUGUGUGUGUGUUGUGUGCAGAGGCAAGACCCCCAACAUGGACGACAUGAUAUCCGAGGGCGUCUUCUUCACAAACGCUUUCGUCAGCGACCCCCUCUGCAGCCCCAGCAAAGGCACACUCUACUCCGGUCGGUAACACACUCACUCCUUCCUCCACCUCCACCACAGCAAGUGUGUCUUAGCUAAUUAGACACCAGACCAGAUGAAUGCUCUGCUCUGCUCUGCUCCCUCCAUCCAUCAGGUGAGCGCGAGCACGUCCAUGGUGUGCUGGGAAACGAUGACGAGUUCCCCUUGCCCGAUGCCGGCGACGGCAUGACACACCUGGGCGACCUCACCAUCGCCGAGCGGCUCAGGCGGCAGGGCUACCGCACCGGAUACUUCGGCAAGUGGCACAUGAAGGAGCAGCUCGACCGGCCUGGCUUCGAGACGGUCGCCACAUUUCGCGGUCAGGGCGACUACUUCAACGGGAACCAGAUGUGGGUCAACGGCAAGAAGACUAAGACGAACCCCAAGGAGUUCAUCGACGACACCGUCACCAACUUCUUCCUCGACUGGCUCAGGGCUAACCAAGACAACCCAAGACCAUUCUUCGCCGUGCUCAGCGUCAAGGUGCACUGGGCGCUCACACAUUUCGGCACUGCAAUCUCUCUGAGACUCUCUCUCUCUCUGUGUGUGUGUGUGUGUUGGUGAUCUGUUUGUCUGUCAUGGCAUGGCAAUGGCAGGCCCCGCACACCCCUCGCAGCCCGCAUCCCCGGACCAAGGAAAUGUUCGUGGGGGGGCUCAUGAAGUCGCCGCCCAACUCGAAGAGCGGCUUCCCCCCUGCGCGCUUCAAGGAGGAGUACUUCGAGUCGGUGGAGACCAUCGACAUGAACAUGGGCCGCGUGCGCAAGGAAAUGAUGAACAUCGGCAUACACGAUACAACCAUGACAUUCUACCUGGGGUGGGUAUGGGAAUGGGAAGACAGGCAUGGGUGCAGGGCAGGCAGUAUUACUUGUCUGUGGUCUGUGGUGUGUGUAUGCUCUCAGAGACAAUGGGUACUUUCUCGGGUAAAACUUGGUUGGCACCACGCUAGCCGGCAUGAGUGUCAGUCAUCUUCUGCUGCCUGCGUUCUUCCUCCCUUGCUUGCAGCGAGCACGGCCUCGUCGACAAGCGCUUCGCCUACGAGGAAUCCAUCAAGAGUAGGCAGUGUGUACCACGCAGUACCACCCACUGCACCGCACCGCCACCACACACACACGCGGUCCUCCACUCGCCUCGCCUCCCCCCUGUCUGUCCGUGUCAGUUCCGCUGAUCGUGUCUUAUCCGGGGGGCCGCGUUCGCCGCGACAGUUUCGAGGAUGCGUUGGUGCUGCACAUGGACAUCCCCGCCACCAUCAUGGAUUAUGCCGGCCUCAACGGGCGCGACGUGGUCAUGGGGAGGAGCAUGCGGCCGCUGCUCGAGACGACCGGCAAGGAGAUCUGGCCAGAGGGGGUGCUCAUGAACUACUACCCCGAACACAAAAUCGGCCCGCCAUUCCAAUGGUACCUCCCCUCCCCCGGGCCCUUUCAGCACCACACAUGGGUCGGUCUUCUCUGUUCUCUGUCUGUUCCCGUGUUGGCAGGUUUGCGCUGCGCACCAAGACGGAGAAGCUGAUUCACAUAGCGCCCACCCUUUACGACCCCUUGUGCGGCGGACCCAGGACCAAGACCCGCUGCAUGUACCUCAAGGGCCGGGAGGAGUUCUACAACAUCAAGAACGACCCCUACGAGCUGCACGACCUCACCAAAACCAAAACCAGCAGCGGGGCGCAGGACACAAUCGCCAGAAUGAAGAAGCAGCUCAACAUCGUGCUUCUGCGCGAGGGGGUGGCCACCGCCAUGCCGUUCUUCAGGGACACGCCUGUCGGCUUCCCCUACCCCAAAUCAAUGUUCUUCUGGACAUUCGGUGAGAGAAGACUAAUUGGCGUCAAGACAAGAGCCGGUGGUCACAUGUAUUGUCUCUCGCUCCGUGUGCGUGUGUGAGUGCAGAAGGGCAGUCGACGGCCGAUAAGCGGAAGCAGAACCGGUUGUCGCUCAAGGGCGGUGCCUAUUUGUCAGCGCUGGACAAGAGGGCGCCUUUGGAUGGUGUGCUGGUGUUGCCGCGCGGUGGCUGGGCGGACAUCAGCCACGCCCACUUCACCAAGCGGACGGACGGCCGGACGGUGUCCAUGUGGGUCAAGGCAGAACAGGGGCCGAUGGAGGAGGCACAAGUGCUCUAUGACGAGGUGGGUGGACGCACAGUGACCUCAGCUGAUGGACGAGACGAGCCACAGGUGGAUUGUGGUAUGCUCGUGUGUCAGGGCAACGACUAUGCUGGCGCUGCGUUGCGUCUGAAGGACAGCAAAAUGGAGGGGAUCAUUCGCAUGAAUGGCCACACACUCAGGGUGGCCAAGCGAUUCACACACCAGGUGGGGUGGGCACGGCACGCACAGAGACAGUCAGGGGGCCCGGACCUGCACCGGGACUGUGUGUCCGUGCCGUGUGUGGGAUCCAUUAGAGCUGGGCGCAUGUGGCCCUGCAGUACGGCGACUCGGAGGCCUGUCUCUUCCUGGACGGCCUCAAGAUGGCCUGCCAGGCGGCGGGGGGCAGCAAGCAGAAACAGCCCAAGACACCAACCAACAACCCCAAAGGCAAGACACCGACCAACAACCCCAAGGGCAAGCAGAAGAAAGGCAAACGCCCCAAGAGAAAGGCAAAGGCCAGCAAGGCAAAGGCCACCAAGAAGCGAAGGAGACAACGACAGCAGCAGCAGCAACAGCAGCGACAGCAACAGCAACAACAGCGGCAUGCCGAUACGGUAUACUUCGACGUCCCACCCCUUCCACAGCCCCACACUUCCAAGGUGGAGAAGCUAGACAUCUCGCCCCCCAUCACACUCGCCGUCACUGAGCCGCCAGCGGUGGAUAGCCCCUCGGCUGACCUCACAGACGUGCUCCUGGACAGCAACCACAGCAGCUACAGCAGCUACGAUGUGGACGACUCAGCCAUGACGAUGAAGGGCACCACAAUUGCGGGCCAGGCUGCCCUCGGCGCGUCGGUCGGCGGCUCGUCCUUCGGCGACCACAACAAUCGCGAGUCCGACUUUUUCACAGGGCAAAUGGAUGAAGUGCGUGUGUACGGCAGCUACAACGCCCCGUCUGAGGCGAACCUGGCUGCGAUGGGGGGCGUGGUGGGUCGGUGGAAGAUGGACAGGGACGCCAAGGACGUGUCGGGGUUCACAGACGGGCAGGGCAAGGACUGGCACUUCGACACCAACAGGAAACAGGGCAACGGAGCUGUCAAGUGAGUGAGGACGGACGAAUACAUACACGCACACCGCACCGCACACGUGGCCUCCUCGUCCUGUCCGUAUGUGAUGCAGAAUGGACGGCAGCGGUGAGUCCAUUCGGCUCAAGUCCGACAUUCUCAGUCGUGGCUUCACCUCCCUGACGGUGUGUGCCUGGGUGGAGCCUGCGUCCGGAACCAACGGCCGGCGCAUCAUCUACGAGCAGGGCGGCAAGAGGACCGGCUUCGCACUCAGACACCAAGGCGACGAGCUCCAGGCGGCCUUCGUCUCGCGUGGCGACCGGCAGAUCGUUAAGGCGUCGCCGCUCCCAGACGGCCAGUGGACGCACGUGUGCUGCACCUUCGACAAGGGCAACGUGGCGCUCUACAUGAAUGGCCAAGAGAGGGCUGCCGAGAGCAUCAAGCUCAAGUCGCUGCCGCACCACUCUGAGAUGGCGUGUGCGAUUGGGGAGAGCAUGGGCACCAACGCCUUCGGGGAAAGGCCGUCGGGGAACUUCAUGGGGUCCAUUGAUGACGUCAUUGUGUGGGACCAGCCGCUGGGGAGGCGGCAGAUCAUCGACCUGCACAACAACCUCACAUAAUGGAUGGGGGCAAUCUCCCCCCCUCUGUCUUGUUUGUUGAGGUUUUUCAACAGCUGCAUUGAUUGCAUCGCUGGUGACUUUCGCUCGUGUAUAGGUGGGUAGAGCUGCUUCACUCUUGGGGCGCCUGUGGGCUUCGAUUAUUUGUCGGCCUACUUGUGUCUCGCCGCCCCUUUGGCCCAUCUGUCUGUACUAUCAAUGAGUAUCUAGUUGAGUAGCCUGUCUGUCUGUCUCUCUGUACUUGGGGGGUGGAGGGGGCGUCGUAGCAAUUAAACGGUCCACACACACUGUUACAGAGAUGCGAUGCUACCGUGUGCUGUCUGUCGUGUGGGUGUGGGUGUGCCCUCCCCGUCCCCACUGACAUCUAUCGCUCACUCUUGCAUGCUUCUUACCGCCAGACUGUGACAGUAUUGACCCGUCCAUCACGUGGCACGAUUGAUCAUGGGCCCAAGACAC
Molecule: messenger RNA, 5082 nt
Organism: Vitrella brassicaformis
Lineage: Eukaryota; Vitrellaceae
Source: the annotation of a GenBank genome assembly